AUGAAGAACAAGCGCAUCAAGUCGUACCGCCGCGCGAUGCAGCUCUACCAGAGCUCGUUUGGCUUCCGUGAGCCAUACCAGUUACUUGUCGACGCCGCCUUUCUGCAGUCAUGCGUCAAGCAGAAGAUGGAUAUUAUGGCUCGCUUGCAUGACGUCUUGCAGGGAGCGGUCAAGCCGAUGAUCACCCAAUGUUGCAUUCAGGCGCUUUACGAUGCGGGUGCAGAGGCGCAGGCGGCGGUUGAUGCGGCGAAGGGUUUCGAGCGACGAAAGUGCAACCACUUCAAAGCGAGGCCAGAGGACGAGUGCAUGCUGGCAAUGGCGGGAACCGAGAACAAGAACCGCUACGUCUUCGCUACGCAGUCCCUCCCUCUUCGAGAAUCGCUCCGCGCCGUCCCGGGCUCGCCAAUCAUCUACAUCGCACGGAGUGUCAUGCUGCUAGAGUCGCCGUCGAAUCAGACGCUAGCGAAAAAGCGAAGGAUGGAGGAGAGCAAGCUGCACGUUUCCGCCGAAGAGCUCGCGGUCAUUACCGGCAAACCCCUUCCUUCCGCCGACCCCGUCGCUGCGACGUCUGCCCCUCCCGCCGAUCCCUCUGCCGCCGCUUCCGAGGGUGCAGCAGAGCCGCCGAAGAAGAAGAAGCGGAAAGGACCGAGCGGACCGAACCCGCUCAGCGUCAAGAAGAAGAAGGCGAAGCCGGCUGAUCCGAGUGCGGGACGGCGGCCGAGCAAGCGCGAGCGUGAGGAGGAUGGUGGCGACUUGAGAGAGCAGAAAAGGCAGAGGGAGGAGGACGGGAAGGUGGUCAGCUUGGCGGCGCGAGGCGACGGAGGCGAGAAGAAGAAGCGGAGACGGCGACGAAAGGGUGCCACGACUGGAGCUGAUGGAGAAGGCGGGAAUGCAGGAGAAGGAGGCGCGGGCUCGGGAGGAGAGGCCUGA
Rhodotorula toruloides NP11 is the source of this 930-nucleotide messenger RNA. Its product is annotated as rRNA processing protein. The coding region runs from base 1 to 930 and encodes 309 amino acids. The transcript has 6 exons. Gene Ontology annotation, molecular function: small ribosomal subunit rRNA binding. Gene Ontology annotation, cellular component: small-subunit processome; nucleolus. Lineage: Eukaryota; Fungi; Basidiomycota; Microbotryomycetes; Sporidiobolales; Sporidiobolaceae. The record is from RefSeq and is a predicted model, not a curated record.